Aspergillus uvarum CBS 121591 is the source of this 488-nucleotide messenger RNA. RefSeq lists its product as uncharacterized. Bases 140 to 406 code for a protein of 88 amino acids. NCBI's taxonomy places the organism in Eukaryota, Fungi, Ascomycota, Eurotiomycetes, Eurotiales, Aspergillaceae. The record is from RefSeq and is a predicted model, not a curated record. The transcript has a single exon.
CACAGCGCGGCCGUUGCGAAAUAAAUGACAACCCUUCUUUGAAGUUUUCUCUGAAACAAGAAUUUCGUCCUUUUACCCUUCUCUUAAUGGUUCUUCAUGUUAGUAGUAUUUCCCGCCGAAGUGCGGCGGGCUUCCUGAAAUGAGGGAACCAAGCAGAGUGGCAUCAGGCUGGCGUUCAGGUGGUCCACUUUUUCAUGUCUUUCUUCUUUUUUUUCUUUUUGCUUAUGUCUCUCUUCCCCAUGAACCUGUCUAUUUCCCCCCCCUAUGUAUCUCUUUGUCGACAUGCUUCCAGGUGAGCCUUUUUUUUUGGUGUGACGAUCCACGCCCGACUUGGAAGAAAAGCAAAAAAAAAACUAAAAGAAGUACUGUCGAAGUUUCCACCGGGACAACUUUUUAUCUUCUGUAAAGGAUUGGCAAUUCAGGGGUGAUCAAAGAAGCGACAGAUGGGCUGCACAGCUGACUGGUAUACUUUACCAGUCGCUCCUAAG